This is a messenger RNA of Gracilinanus agilis (Agile Gracile Mouse Opossum), 5332 nucleotides long. RefSeq names its product ubiquitin specific peptidase 13 (gene USP13). Bases 149 to 2989 code for a protein of 946 amino acids. The transcript has 21 exons. The record is from RefSeq and is a predicted model, not a curated record. Gene Ontology annotation, cellular component: eukaryotic 43S preinitiation complex. NCBI's taxonomy places the organism in Eukaryota, Metazoa, Chordata, Mammalia, Didelphimorphia, Didelphidae. Gene Ontology annotation, biological process: protein deubiquitination; translational initiation. Gene Ontology annotation, molecular function: translation initiation factor activity; cysteine-type deubiquitinase activity; protein binding.
GCCUCCGCCUCUGCCUGCGCCCGUGCGGGUGCCACCGCGGCCGCCUCCUCCUCGUCCCCCUCGUCCUCGUCGUCCUCCUCCCGCGCCCGGCUCCCGCGCCUGGCCCCCGCUCCCGCCCUCCCUCCGGCCCUCCCGCGCGCGCGGAAGCAUGCAGCGGGCCGCCCUGUUCGGCAGCCCUGGCGGCGGCCCCGGUGGCGGCAGCGGUCCCGGCCCGGGUCCUGGCCCCGGGAAGAUGGCUGCAGGAGACCUCGGGGAGCUGCUGGUCCCUUACAUGCCCACCAUCCGCGUCCCCAGGUCCGGGGAUCGCGUCUACAAGGCGGAGUGCGCCUUCUCUUACGACUCCCCGAUUUCAGAAGGAGGUCUCUAUGUGUGCAUGAAUACGUUCCUGGCCUUUGGAAGGGAACAUGUUGAAAGGCACUAUCGGAAAACUGGACAGUGUGUGUACAUGCAUCUGAAAAGACACGUGAGAGAGAAAGUAACAGGGGCAUCUGGUGGCGUGUUACCAAAAAGGAGGAAUACCAAGCUAUUCUUAGAUCUAGAAAUGAAUGGAGAUUUAAAUAGUGAUGAUUAUGAAUAUGAAGACGAAGCCAAGCUUGUUAUAUUUCCAGACCACUAUGAAAUUGCAUUGCCAAAUAUUGAGGAGUUACCUGCACUGGUAACAAUUGCGUGUGAUGCUGUCCUUAACUCAAAAUCUCCGUAUAGGAAACAGGAGCCGGAUUCCUGGGAAAAUGAACUGCAAGUUUCCAAACAUGCCAAUAACCUCAUGCAACUGGACAAUGGUGUCAGGAUUCCUCCCAGGUAUAAUCUAGUGGAGAGAAACAGCCAGGGCAGCCUUAAGCGGGAAAAGGACCUAUCUGAAGAAAGCAGGGGGCUUCAGAAGGGGAGGAGCAGCCCCACUACUGCCGUAGACAUGGUGGGAGAUUUAUCAGGCUAUUUGGAGGUGGCUAUUUGCAUUGGGGAGCAGGGGAGUGACAUAAUGAGACUUUGGAAGGCAUUCUCACCAGCCAGGGGGAGACAGUCUUCCAUGAUGUUUGUCCUCGAUGGUGUCCUUUACUCCUGUUCUUCUUUGGAGUUCCUCCUUGGUUAUGCAUCGCACCCUGAUCGCACCCACCAGGCACCUUUCCGUUGCCAAGAAUUACAUGGAAUAGACUGGACUGGUGGUAUCCAUUACAGAUUGAUAUUACCUAAUCUCAGCUGGGUCCUCCUUGCACCUCAGCAGAAUGGGAUCUCUCCAUGCAUGUUCAAGGCCUUUGUCAGCAAGAGCCACCCUGAAUUCUCCUCCAACAGACAGCAGGAUGCUCAGGAGUUUUUCUUGCACCUGGUAAAUCUAGUGGAGAGGAACCGAAUUGGCUCUGAAAAUCCAAGUGAUGUUUUCCGGUUUGUGGUGGAAGAACGAAUUCAAUGCUGUCAGUCCAGGAAAGUUCGCUACACGGAGAGGGUCGAUUAUUUGAUGCAGUUGCCGGUGGCCAUGGAAGCAGCAACGAACAAGGAUGAGCUGAUUGCCUACGAGUUGACCAGAAGAGAAGCAGAGACAUCCAGGAGACCGCUCCCAGAACUGGUCCGGGCCAGGAUUCCUUUUAGUGCCUGCCUUCAGGCCUUUUCUGAACCAGAUAAUGUGGAAGACUUUUGGAGCAGCGCCCUACAGGCAAAGUCUGCUGUCACUGAGCCGCCCCCUCAAGCCCCCUCAAUUCCCGACGCUCCGUCCCCCUCUGCCCGCCUUCUCCCGCCACCACCUUCCACUGAGGAAAAGGAAUUGUAUCGUAUGUCUGCUAUCCAGAACCUCCAUUCUUUGGACCCCUUUGCUGAUGCAAAUAAGGGUGAUGACCUGCUUCCUGCUGGGACUGAGGAUUAUGUCCAUGUAAGAAUUCAACAGAGAAAUGGGAGGAAGACCCUCACUACUGUCCAGGGGAUCGCUGAUGAUUAUGAUAAAAAGAAACUAGUGAAGGCAUUCAGGAAGAAGUUUGCCUGCAAUGCAAUUGAGCAUCCAGAAUAUGGAGAAGUAAUUCAGCUACAGGGUGACCAGCACAAGAACAUAUGCCAGUUCCUCGUUGAGAUUGGAUUGGCUAAGGACAACCAGCUGAAGGUUCAUGGCGUAACUCAUUCGUGUAAUAAACUGAAAAGUGCCAUGCCGUCUAGUCUUGCAGCCCCUCAUUUAAAAAGAGUAAAUGGCUCCUCUCCUUUUGCAGAUGUCUCCAUUGAUAUGCCAGACCUCCUGGAUAUCAACCAUCUCAGAGCCACAGGGUUACAGCCCGGAGAGGAAGAGCUUCCAGAUAUUGCCCCUCCAAUAGUCAUUCCUGAUGACCCCAAAGAUCGAUUGAUGAACCAUUAUAUGGAACCACCAGACAUCGAUGAGUCCUCUGUGAUGCAGUUGGCAGAGAUGGGUUUCCCUUUGGAGGCAUGUCGGAAGGCUGUGUACUAUACUGGAAACAUGGGACCUGAGGUGGCCUUCAACUGGAUCAUUGGCCAUAUGGAAGAGCCUGAUUUUGCUGAACCGCUUUCCCUGCCUGGUUUUGGAGGAAGUGCUACUUUGGGGGCCACUGCUUUUGGUGCUAUUGGAUUGGAUAACCAGCCUCCAGAAGAAAUUGUAGCCAUCAUUACCUCCAUGGGUUUCCAGAGGAAUCAGGCCAUUCAGGCAUUAAGGGCAACGAAUAACAAUUUGGAGCGGGCGCUGGAUUGGAUUUUCAGCCAUCCUGAACUGGAAGAAGAUAACGAGUUUGCUGCCCAUAUGAUGGAGAUGGAGAACAAUGCCAAUGCUAACAUUAUUUCAGAGUCCAAGCCAGAUGGUCCCAGAGUGAAAGAUGGAUCAGGAAGGUAUGAGCUAUUUGGGUUCAUCAGCCACAUGGGACCGUCCACCAUGAGUGGCCAUUAUGUUUGUCAUAUCAAAAAGGAAGGCAGAUGGGUGAUCUACAAUGACCAUAAAGUCUGUGCCUCAGAAAGGCCCCCCAAAGACCUGGGCUACAUGUACUUUUACCACAGGAUAUCAAGCUAGGCCUCUGAUAUACUUCUUGCCCAGAAGAUGCCAUAUGCCUUCACAAUUUGCCAAAAAGAAAAAAAAAAGAAAAAAAAGAAAAAAAAGAAAAAAAAAGGAGAGGAAGAAGAAUAAGUAAGACAAAGGAAAAAAGUUGGGACUGCCAAACACCCAGGAAUCCAUGCGGUAUUUAUAGAUUAAUUAAAGAGCCCCUUGGCUUUUGAAUGCCUUCUGGAGGAGUAGUCGGCAAAUUUCUAUUCCGUCAUCCUAGACGACUGAUUGUUUUCUUUUUGUAAACGUCCAAGGAAAUGAUGUUCAGAAGCUUCUGGAUUGCCAAGUGGGCAAGCAGCCCAAAAGCCAAAAAUACGAAAGGGCUUCGCAGUGGAGUUUGAGCCCUCCUUGGGCUUUGGGAGCCUGGAAUGACCGUCGGAGAUCUUCACGGAAACCAAAUCAUGUUUCCCCACUGGCAGGGCUCUGCUGGACCCUAUGAAAAAGCUCCAUAUUACCUCAUAUGGAAAAAAAUAGAGGUGAUCUCACAUUGGCCUUAGAUUUGACCCUUCCCCCACCUAAUCACAGAUAAUAAAUUCUGACCUAUCUAUGUGUAAUAUAUUAGAUCUUCCAUGAAAAUAUUUUAAAUUUGAGUCCAACCAAUAUUCAUAACCUAAUUUUGUGUGUUUGUGUGUGUGUGUGUGUGUGUGUGCAAGAGAGAGACAGACAGACAGACAGAAAGAGACAGACAGACAGAGAGUGAGACUGUAUUGUCGAAAUCCACUUGAAAUCCAAUGGUUGAUUCAUUUUUAAAUGUUGAACCAUUUGGUAUUAGGUGUGGCCAGAAGAAGCAUCCAAGCCUUUAAAGGGAUCUAUACCUCAGGAACAAUCAGAACUCCCUUUUCCACUUAGAUUUCAAAAGUGAGGUGGGGGUGUGUCCAUUUAGCUGCUAUGAGUAAUUCCCCUGGAUAAGUGACACCCCAGCUCUCCACCACCAUGCAUUCCCAGCAUGUUCUGGUGCUUUGCCCAAGGUGGUAAAUUGUUUCAAGUCUUGCCAAAAGCAUAGACACCAUUUCCAAGAGAAGUGGCUAAUUAUUGAUUCUCAUGAAGUUCUCUGGUGUGUCCUCGUGGGUCAGCUCCCCAGGACCUUGCAGAGCCCACCCUCAGACCAAUGGUCACAGCCCUCUCUGCUGGGGCAUUUCAUCACCCUCCUUUUUUCCCCUGUGUUUGCUGAGUUCUUCUUCUUUUCAGUUCCUCUCCCUUUCUUUUCCCCUGGCUCCUUUCCUCCUUUGAUUAGUUUUGGCCAGCAGAGAUCAUGGGAAACUUAUAGAGAGCAGAGUGAAUUCAUUGGUUGCUAUCUUAUGAAAAGAGAAAUCUAAUGAUUUCCAUAGGUCAGUAUGUUAUUGUAAGUCUGGGAUCAGAUCUUAACCUUUGGGGCUAUUGGAAUUGUAUUAAAGUCAUGUGAAACGUGACCUUUUUCUCAUGUUCACUCUGCUUUGCCCUAAGUUUCUGAGUAUUCAAUGUUUAUAUUAUUCGGUGAAUUUCUUACUCCUCCCAGUGAGCCGGAAUGAAUUGUUCUGGAUAAAGCAGAACAGAGUCCAAUUCCACUGUGUACCGAAUUAGAAACAGCCUUUUGAUCAUCAGGACCCAGACAUUCUCCAGAGAGAAGAAUAACAGUAUGGAUCAUUGGAUUGGAGAUUGAGAACUUGGAGGACCUUAGAGGUCAUCCAAUCCAACAUCCUCAUUUUACAGAGUAGAAAACUGAGAUGAUGUGACUUCUCUCAGGUUACACAGCUUUUAAAGUGGAAGAGCCAGGAUUUGGUCCCAGGUCACCAGACUCUAAUGUUCUCCAUGCUGCAUCAUUGUGGUGAAGGGAGAAAAGUACACCAGGCAAAAUGUCAGAUCUGUCCUGCACCUUCCUGGUGACUGUGAGCAAAUCCCUUCACUUUUCUACAUCUCAAUUUUCCUCCUGUGUCAAAAGGGGAGAAUUAUGCUUUUCCUCUCUGGUUUGUGGGGAAUUGAGAUGAAAUGAUAGUUGCCCUGGUACUUUAAAAUGAAACACCUUGGCAAUUGUCAGGUGGCAUCAUAAGCCUGUGAGGGAUCCCCUCUCUCUUCUCUCAGCAGAUAGCUUCUUCGACUUCAAAGUUAUCACUUAAAGCUAGGUCAAUGGAGAGGAUGCUUUUACCUUUGCUACCUGAUUUCUUGGUUUAAUUGCUGGUGUAAAAUGAUACAAGUUAAUGACACCUUUAUAAUCCAACUGAUUCUUAAAACACUUGCAAGUAACUGGUCCCCUGAGGCAGAGUAAAUAAUUCUUUCCCUCCCUCCCUCCAUCCUUCCUCCUUCCUCCCUUCCUCCUUUCCUCCCUUCCUCCCUUCC